AUCUUUUCUUGUUGCGCUCCGAUUGGGCGAGUGUUGGAAAUGUGUCAGGCAUAUGUUUGCCGUGGGCGGGAGUAGACAUGUGUUUAUAAAGCUCCGUGGGGCGGCGACAGUGUGUUAAGAAGCAAGCAAAAGAGAGCGCGCGACUGAGAAACCCUCAAUUCACCCGAUGAUAGGUAGGGGAGGCGGGUCGCCCUCUGCCGCUCCGUCUCCUCACCUGUAUGGAUGACCACUACAACCUCAUUGACUCACCCUCAGCCAGCCACAGAGGGAACAACGCCGACAACCACGGGUACGCGGAGACGGAGAAGGACAUCAUGACGGUGGUCGCGUGCGAUAACAUGCUGGAGGAAAGCGCGGCGCUGCCCAGUCACCUGUCGCUGGAUCGAUACGAGCCCGACCACGAGUGCUGCGAGCGAGUGGUCAUCAACAUCUCGGGACUGCGCUUCGAGACCCAGCUGAAAACUUUCAACCAGUUCCCGGACACGUUGCUCGGGGACCCGAAAAAGAGGAUGCGCUACUUUGACCCGCUCAGAAACGAGUAUUUCUUUGACAGGAACCGACCGAGCUUCGAUGCCAUCCUGUACUACUAUCAGUCCGGGGGGCGUAUUCGGAGACCCGUGAAUGUUCCCAUUGACAUCUUCUCGGAGGAAAUUCGUUUUUAUCAACUUGGCGAGGAAGCCAUGGAGAAAUUUCGCGAGGACGAGGGAUUUAUCAAAGAAGAAGAGCGACCUUUGCCAAACCACGAGUUCCAGAGACAGGUUUGGCUUUUGUUUGAGUACCCAGAGAGCUCUGGUCCUGCGAGGGGCAUUGCUAUUGUGUCUGUUUUGGUCAUUUUGAUUUCCAUUGUUAUUUUCUGUUUGGAGACCCUGCCCGAGUUUAGGGACGACAAGGACCCAACUCCUGUCUCGCCUAUUGUAAAUGGCACCGGUCCUUUUGUGUCCAGCACUUUUACAGACCCUUUCUUUGUGAUCGAGACCCUUUGCAUCAUCUGGUUCUCUUUCGAACUGCUCGUGCGAUUCUUUGCGUGUCCCAGCAAGGCUACUUUUUCCAAAAACAUCAUGAAUAUUAUUGACAUCGUGGCUAUUAUUCCUUACUUCAUCACUUUGGGGACGGAGUUAGCCGAGAGCCAGGCCAACGGUCAGCAAGCCAUGUCUCUCGCCAUCCUCCGCGUGAUCCGUCUGGUGAGGGUCUUUCGCAUCUUCAAGCUCUCGCGCCACUCCAAAGGCCUCCAGAUUCUCGGCCAGACGCUAAAAGCCAGCAUGAGGGAGCUGGGACUCCUCAUCUUCUUUCUCUUCAUCGGGGUCAUCUUGUUUUCCAGCGCCGUCUACUUCGCGGAGGCUGACGACCCUUCCUCGAGUUUCAGCAGCAUCCCAGAUGCUUUUUGGUGGGCUGUGGUUACCAUGACCACCGUCGGCUAUGGAGACAUGCAUCCAGUGACCAUAGGAGGCAAAAUUGUGGGAUCUUUGUGCGCCAUCGCUGGCGUAUUGACCAUUGCGCUGCCCGUCCCUGUCAUUGUGUCCAAUUUCAAUUACUUUUAUCACCGGGAAACCGAUGGGGAAGAGCACGCACAGUACCUCCACGUCGGCAGCUGUCAGCAUCUCAACUCCACUGAGGAUCUGAAACAGACACAGAGCACAUCCUCACUCAGUAAAUCGGAAUAUAUGGUCGUAGAGGAAGGAAUAAAUAGUGCUUUCAAACAGACGAACUACUCCAACCAGAACAAUCAAAACUGUGUGAAUAUUAAAAAGAUAUUCACAGACGUGUAAAUCAUGUGCAGUGCCAGACAGUCUUACAACAAUCAUCAUGAUGGAACCACUGAAAAUGUCAGGUGUCGCGUUAUUAGGGAAUCAAAAUGGAAGUAGCCUGUCGACUGGAAUCGACUGAUAUCAGGCUGAUAAGCAAAGCGUGAAACACUAGUGACGUACUCCAAAACAAUGAAGGCAACAGGAUUCAGAAGGCUUCGGGGGAGAUCCACGCAGUGCCUAGGACCAAUGACCAAUAGAAAACGGAGGCUGUUAACCUUUCUGCUACCAAAACAGAAGUGAACUCACCUUCAGACAACACAGAAGAUGCUCGCACAUCUCUACUGCCACUUUCCAUUUACAUCUGGCUGGAUCACAGUGAGCCGCAACUCUAGAAGUGGCCUUUUUGGGGGGGUACAUUCAGCAGGUUCCCAUUUAAUAAGGAGAAAGCAAUAUGAAGUUGAACUGUUGGACAUGAGCUGAUAUUCGAUGAAACUACUGCCCUCUGCUAUCUGGCAGAUAUUAAUCAAGCUGUUUUAUGGUGUCCAUCAUGUAUUUGCAGUUUAGCUGUUGUUGUGCCAGAUGUGAGACCUGUGUGAAACUACAUCUUUCUUGCUCUUUGACCAUAUAAAUAUUCAGACUGA
This is a messenger RNA of Pimephales promelas (fathead minnow), 2386 nucleotides long. Lineage: Eukaryota; Metazoa; Chordata; Actinopteri; Cypriniformes; Leuciscidae. The record is from RefSeq and is a predicted model, not a curated record.